This is a messenger RNA of Penaeus indicus, 1782 nucleotides long. RefSeq names its product proteoglycan 4-like. The record is from RefSeq and is a predicted model, not a curated record. NCBI's taxonomy places the organism in Eukaryota, Metazoa, Arthropoda, Malacostraca, Decapoda, Penaeidae. The annotation marks the transcript as partial. The transcript has 7 exons.
AUGGAUCUCGAUAUUUUCGAGGUGCAUCGAAAGAUAAUUGAGGUAUGUCAACAUGAUCCUCACAUCAGCCCACAACGAGAUGGAAGCCUGAUUGUGGAGGUAUCGUCACCAGAUGAAAGUGACCGUCUGCGUGCCAUAUGCAAUAUUCCUGGGGCACAAGUCUCAUGUUCUCCUCACAAAACCCUAUAUCAAUGUAAGGCCAUCAAGGAGAAGACAACUGCCCAGGUCCAAUAUGCUGUUACCACUGCAAAGCAGCUCAUGAAGCCUCUUCCAAGCAAUGUCAAAGAUACAGAUUUGAAAAAGAACCAUCCUUUGCCAUCCAAUACUUCUUAUAACACAUACUCAAAUCUAAAACAUGAGUCAAAUGCCGAAAAUGCCUCUGGUGAGUUUAACCAGAAGCGGACCAGGAGUGAGGGGUCUAUUGAGGAGACUCCCCCUCCCAAACUAAGGUCUUUGGAGCCAUCAGGCAAGGCUCCACAGGCCUCACCGGUGACAGCACCAGCUGCCACCACAUCCACAGGGGCCUCUGCUGCUAGACAGAAGGCUCCUGAACCAGAGGCUCAGGUCCAUCCUUUGCCCAAGCAGAGGAAUACUGAGCCUGUGCAAAAGACUCCGUCCAGAGUGGGGUCUUUGGAACCAUCAGGCAAGGCUCCAGAGGCCUCAACGAUGACCGCCUCAGCUGCCACAACAUCCAAAGGGGCCUCUGCUCCUAAACAAAAUGCUCCUGAAGCAAAGGCUCAGGCUUCCAAACUCAAGCCCAUUAUGGAACAUUUGAUGGUGGACCUCAUGGAGGAGUGGCAAGCCAAGGCCAGGCGCGUGCUAAAGGAGGCUAGACGUACGUCGUGGAGACAAUACGUCUCCUCAAUUAACUCUGGGACCCCCUUAGCAUGGGUAUGGGACAAGGUGUGCAAGAUCGUUGGAAAGAGCAUAUCCAUGUCAACACCUGCUCUGCAGUUAAAUGGUAUAAUCAUCACCGACCAAAAAGAAGUUGCAAAUGAGUUAGCAAAGUCCAUGGCCAUCAAGGAGAAGACAACUGCCCAGGCCCAAUAUGCUGUUACCACUGCAAAGCAGCUCAUGAAGCCUCUUCCAAGCAAUGUCAAAGAUACAGAUUUGAAAAAGAAUCAAAAUGCCGAAAAUGCCUCUGGUGAGUUUAACCAGAAGCGGACCAGGAGUGAGGGGUCUAUUGAGGAGACUCCCCCUCCCAAACUAAGGUCUUUGGAGCCAUCAGGCAAGGCUCCACAGGCCUCACCGGUGACAGCACCAGCUGCCACCACAUCCACAGGGGCCUCUGCUGCUAGACAGAAGGCUCCUGAACCAGAGGCUCAGGUCCAUCCUUUGCCCAAGCAGAGGAAUACUGAGCCUGUGCAAAAGACUCCGUCCAGAGUGGGGUCUUUGGAACCAUCAGGCAAGGCUCCACAGGCCUCACCGGUGACAGCACCAGCUGCCACCACAUCCACAGGGGCCUCUGCUGCUAGACAGAAGGCUCCUGAACCAGAGGCUCAGGUCCAUCCUUUGCCCAAGCAGAGGAAUACUGAGCCUGUGCAAAAGACUCCGUCCAGAGUGGGGUCUUUGGAACCAUCAGGCAAGGCUCCACAGGCCUCACCGGUGACAGCACCAGCUGCCACCACAUCCACAGGGGCCUCUGCUGCUAGACAGAAGGCUCCUGAACCAGAGGCUCAGGUCCAUCCUUUGCCCAAGCAGAGGAAUACUGAGCCUGUGCAAAAGACUCCGUCCAGAGUGGGGUCUUUGGAACCAUCAGGCAAGGCUCCACAGGCCUCACCG